This is a messenger RNA of Parathielavia appendiculata, 1518 nucleotides long. RefSeq names its product CIA30-domain-containing protein. Lineage: Eukaryota; Fungi; Ascomycota; Sordariomycetes; Sordariales; Chaetomiaceae. The transcript is spliced from 2 exons. Gene Ontology annotation, cellular component: mitochondrion. Gene Ontology annotation, biological process: mitochondrial electron transport, NADH to ubiquinone; NADH dehydrogenase complex assembly. Bases 248 to 1078 code for a protein of 276 amino acids. The record is from RefSeq and is a predicted model, not a curated record.
GCCGCAGCGACUGGCUGAUGACGUCCAAUCACCAAAACCCAUCAAAAGCUUCAUCAGCCUACCAGCAAACCAGAGCUCAUUGGCAAUGAGAUUGGAUUGAGCUCCCUCGGCUCAUGCCCAACAUAUUAUGCCCUUGCUCUUGAGAAUAUGCGCAGAGCUAUAAGUCGUCUGGCGCUCCUGCAUACUGGACGACUAGCCAUUCGGAGCAGAAGAAUUCUGGUCGCAUCCAGCAGACGACACGCCCAUCAUGCAAGCGACAAGACCCCUGCUCUACAAGGGCUUCUUCGGCCGCAGCCUAGAUGAGUUCAAGAGGCUUUCACAUAUAGUCUUCAGCCUCGAGGGCAUCAAGGGCGCCCAAACCCCCUACGAACUCCACAGCUUCCGCAUUCCAACCUCCAUCCAGGACUGCAAGGUCAUGUCUGACGUUGAGAUCGGCGGCUUCUCGAGCGCAAACCUCGACUGGGUGACCUCACCACCACCCUCCUCCGGCAUCCCUGCCCCUUCCCUAAACUCCCCCGGCUACGCCCGCUUCCACGGAGCCAUCUCCACGGAACUCCCCAGGAACCGUCCCGAGAUCCAACGGACGGGCUACGCGGCCUUCCGCACACGAGACCGCCCGCCAACCAUAUUCGGGCGCAGCCUCUUCAACAUCGACCCGUACGUCUACCUCGCCCUGCGCGUCAAGUCGGACGGCAGGAGCUAUUUUGUCAACGUGCAGACCGAGUCGGUCGUGCCGACGGAUUUGCACCAGCAUCGGCUCUUCGUUAAGAAGCCGGGGGAGUGGGAGACGGUGCUGAUCAAGUGGAACGACUUCGUGCGGACGAACCACGGCUUUGUCGUCGAGCCGCAGACCGAGAUCAUGCGGCAAAAGGUCAAGUCCAUCGGCAUCGGGUUGACCGACAGGAUACCGGGCCCCUUUGAGCUGUGCAUCGAGCGGAUGUGGGCCACGAAUGACGAGCGCGAGGCGGAUAGCCUGGUGGACUUGUCGCCGCAGAAACCGGCAGUCAAGGUGGCGGCGCCGAAGGAGGGGAAGCUUAAGACGAAACAAGGGCAAAAGAUCGCUUGGGAUAGUAAAUAAAGGGUUUAAAAGGGCUCGGCCAACUCUACCGAAACCUAUCCAUGUGCGCGGCAGUUGGCACUGACGGUGAAAAUCGGGACACAAAAUAUGUGAAGCGCGAGCGAUGCGGAAAGAGCAAAUAUGGUGGCAUUGGGAUGCUUUGGGCCCAGGGCUGGGAGUCGUACACUGUUGUUGAAGGUUUAGCUAUGUAUCGCAUUGGUGAUGCGGACUGGUGGGUGUUUCGUCUCCAUGUAACAGCAUUCGGACAAUCGGCCAGUGCUUUGGACAAUGAAGAGAUCCAGAUGUGCGAAGGUCAUUUGUCUCAUCGGAUUGACUUUACGCUGAUGGGGGCUGGCGUGACCAACGCUCAGAGCAGAAAUAGGCAAAGGCCAGAAGUAUGGGGCUUUUCAUCCAUUACGUUCUUGUGAAUGUUCCAUAUACAAUGGAUAUAUCAUAGAGUU